CCUUUGCAGAAAUGUCAUGGUUUUUCUCUGACGUCUUGAAGGUCUCCGAAUUCGACCCUUUGACCUUCACCAGCGUCAUCGAGUGCGAGAGGCCCAACAACGACCUGAGCCGGUUCCGAGGCUGCAUCAUUAACAACAAUAACAACAACAAAAAUAAAAGCCUAAUUUUACUUGGUUGCUCCCUGCUGGGCACUGACUUCCGCGCCCCCCUCCUCCUCUCCGCACCCCCCCACCGCCGUCCCCCCACAGGACACGAAACGAAGGCGCUGCUGAACAACAGCGGCCCCCGCUACAAGCGCAGCCUGCUGGAGAGGCAGAUGAACUGCGACGUGCUCUGGUGUGUCCUCCUCCUCGUUUGUAUGUGUCUGUUUUCCGCCGUCGGGCACGGCGUCUGGGUGCGGCGGUAUCAGGAGAAGAAGGCGCUGUUUGACGUGCCCGAGGCGGACGGCGGCUCCUUGUCCCCGGUCACCGCGGCGGUCUACUCCUUCCUGACAAUGAUCAUCGUCCUGCAGGUGCUGAUCCCGGUGUCGCUGUACGUGUCCAUCGAGAUCGUCAAGGUGUGCCAGGUGUACUUCAUCAACCAGGACGUGGACCUGUACGACGAGGAGACCGACUCGCAGCUGCAGUGCCGGGCGCUGAACAUCACCGAGGACCUGGGCCAGAUCCGGUACAUCUUCUCCGACAAGACCGGCACCCUGACCGAGAACAAGAUGGUGUUCCGGCGCUGCACGGUGUCGGGGAUGGAGUACUCCCACGACGCCAACGCCUUCAGCAGCCCCAUGGAGAAGGACAUCACGCCCGACCCCAAGCUGCUGGAGAAGGUGAGCGAGUGCGACCGGUGCCUGGCCGUCGCGAGGCACCAGCAGCACCCGCUGGCCCGCCUCUCGCCCGAGCUGUCCGACGUCUUCGACUUCUUCAUCGCCCUCACCAUCUGCAACACGGUCGUGGUGACCGCCCCGGAUCAGCCCCGACAGAAGACCCCCAGGCGGCAGCCGUCGGGGGCCAGGAUCGGGGGCCGAUCCUGCCCCUCCUCCCCAGAUGACGCCAGGGGGAGGCAUCAAAAAAAAAUCCGCAGCAAGACCCAGAAUUACCUCAACCUGUACGCGGUGGAGGGCCUGCGGACCCUGUGCAUCGCCAAGAGGGUGCUGAGUAAGGAGGAGUACGCCUGCUGGCUGCAGAGCCACCUCGAGGCGGAAUCCGCCGUGGACAACCGCGAGGAGCUCCUCUCUCAGUCGGCCAUCCGCCUGGAGACCAACCUGCACCUUUUGGGUGCCACUGGGGUCGAAGACCGCCUGCAGGACGGCGUUCCCGAAACCAUCGCCAAACUGCGCCAGGCGGGCCUGCAGAUCUGGGUCCUCACCGGCGACAAGCAGGAGACGGCCGUGAACAUCGCCUACGCCUGCAAGCUGCUGGACCAGGACGAGGAGGUCAUCACCCUCAACGCCGACUCCCAUGGCCCCGGCCCCUGCCUGAGCCUGGUGAUCGACGGGAGGAGCCUGGCCUAUGCCCUGGAGAAGAGCCUGGAGGACAAGUUCCUCGUCCUGGCCAAGCAGUGCCGCUCGGUCCUGUGCUGCCGCUCGACGCCGCUGCAGAAGAGCAUGGUGGUGAAGCUGGUCCGCAGCAAGCUCCAGGCCAUGACCCUGGCCAUCGGAGACGGAGCCAAUGAUGUCAGCAUGAUCCAGGUGGCCGACGUGGGCGUGGGCAUCUCCGGCCAGGAGGGCAUGCAGGUAAGACCCCUCGGGGCUGUCCCGGGAGACCGGGUGGCUCACGGUCCCCUCAAGCCUUCCCAGGGGGGAGGGGGCUCUGGCCGACAGAGCAUGUUCGUGGGCCUCCUCUUCUGGUUCCAGUUCUUCUGCGGCUUCUCGGCCUCGGCCAUGAUCGACCAGUGGUACCUGAUCUUCUUCAACCUCCUCUUCUCCUCGCUCCCCCAGCUGGUGACGGGGGUGCUGGACAAGGACGUGCCGGCCGAGGCGCUGCUGGCCCAGCCCCAGCUGUACCGCAGCGGCCAGAACAUGGAGGUGAGGCCCCCUCCCGCCCACCUCCUGUCUCCCUCCCGCCCUGUCCGCUCCCGGCCUGGAAAGUGCAAGUCCCCAGGGACCAAUU
Molecule: messenger RNA, 2103 nt
Organism: Myotis brandtii (Brandt's bat)
Lineage: Eukaryota; Metazoa; Chordata; Mammalia; Chiroptera; Vespertilionidae
Gene: ATP10A
Product: ATPase, class V, type 10A
Exons: 16
Biological process (GO): phospholipid translocation
Cellular component (GO): plasma membrane
Molecular function (GO): ATPase-coupled intramembrane lipid carrier activity; nucleotide binding
Source: RefSeq, a predicted model, not a curated record